AAAAUAUAAUAAGUAUAAUGGCUCAAAAUCAAAUGAACCCAAUCAUCAAAAAUUUGUUCAAAAAGACAACCGAUUUUAAUGAAAACUUCCAUAAAAAUUUGAAAAAUAUAAUUCAUCCAAAAUUUGCGACAAAGACACAAUCUACUGAUCCCCAACCGCGAAGGAGAUUUAAACCGAAUAUGCCAGGAAACAGUCUUCAUCAAACAACUAAUAUUCUUUCCACUAGCAUUAAGAGUAGUCGAAGUCGUAUGCUUAAUCCGAGUAGUCCCUUACACCAGAAGAUGACUACAAAGAGAUUUAAGCCAAAUGUGGGAGAUGCUAUCAGCUCAAACCUCACCUCAUCGAUGACGAGCUCUCUUCAUGAGAGCAAUGAGAUUUUCAGACAUCCCCCGUCAUCGCCUAGUCUUUCGUACCUCUCGAGUAACACCGAUGGCCUUACGAGUGUUUCUCCUCUGAACAGUGUAUCCCUGGAGCUUAACAGGGCUAACUUGAGCUCCUCGAAUACGUCUAGUACAACUAAUUCCCUUCACCUGGACAAGAAAAUUCAGAAUCUGAGUGACGAGCUAUCUGAGAGUCGACUGCAGACCAAUGAUGAGUCAGUCACCUCUGAGAAUGCAUCCUCUCCGAGGCAUUCUAAGGAGACAGACAAUGAGCUAUCCUCAACGUAUUGAGUUUGAAGAUGGUGAAGCAAGCAAUUCUUCAGCCUCGACUCUACCAACUCUUUGUGCUAUCGCUGUAAUAUCAUGCUUAAAAAUCAUGACAAGAGAGGAAACAAAUGCGAUCGAAGUCUUUGUCGAAUAUGUAGACGGUUAGUCGAGGAUAACCGUAUACGUAAGGCCCUGAAGUAUCAAUCAGACCUACAGAAGCAAAGAGAGCAGACCCAAAAGUCUAUCUUUGAGCAAGCUAGAGCCAAGAUGCUUCAGGACCUUAAGACCGCCUGCGUUUCUGACACCAAAUCCGAGCUCAAGUUCGGAGACCUCUUCACUCAGGAGGAUACUUUCUUGGCUAAAGUCAGAACGCAGGAGUAUAUGGAAACUAUUUGUUUUUAAAUCCCUUAGCCAAGAAGAGAAGGACUGGAUGUACAAGGAAGCCCUACUUGUCUACCAGUUUCUUGAAAUGGAUCUUGAGAAAGCUCAAGAGAUCCUUGAUUGUUUCAAUGUGAAGGAGAAAAAGUCUGGAUUCAAAAAAGUAGCACUGGUGCUCCAUCCAGAUAAAAAUAAGCAUCCUAAGUCCAAGGAAGCUUUUCAAAAGGCCAUGCAGAUAUUCAAUAAGUAA
Molecule: messenger RNA, 1275 nt
Organism: Moneuplotes crassus
Lineage: Eukaryota; Ciliophora; Spirotrichea; Euplotida; Euplotidae
Source: the annotation of a GenBank genome assembly